AUGGGCUGCCUCUGCUCCAACCCGCUCCUGUGCCCCGCCGCCGACCCGCAUCCGGACACGCCGAGGCAGCCGUUCCUGCCCGGCCUCGGCCCCAUGCAGCGGAAGAUCGACCCGCUGCGGCUGAUGGUGCAGUGGUAUGUGCACGCCGUCAUCCCGACGUACCCCGAGGUUGGCGCGUACAACGAGACCGAGCGCUACGACUGGGACGCCGCCCGGAGGCGCUUCACCGUCACGUUCGAGUUCAACAGCGGCUCGUUCGACGGCCCGCUGCGCGCGGUGCCGCAGGUCGGGUGGUUCGACGCGGACGACAGCUUCGGCACCCUGUGGCGCGUCUCGCCGACGCUCUGCGGCUGCGCGCUGCCCGUCAAGUUCCCCUACUACAUCCUCGACGUGCCGGACGACUACAGCCACAUGAUCGUGGGCUCCAACGUCGGCAGCAGCUCCUACCUGUGGAUCAUGACGCGGGCGCCGCGGGUCGAGCCGGCCAGGCUCGAGGCGAUGAUCGACACGGCGUGCACCUUCGGCUUCUUGCGCGACGCGAUCCGCAAGCGCGAGCACGACCGGCCAGUCCCCGCUCUAGAGUAG
Molecule: messenger RNA, 585 nt
Organism: Emiliania huxleyi CCMP1516
Lineage: Eukaryota; Haptophyta; Isochrysidales; Noelaerhabdaceae
Exons: 1
Coding region: 1-585 (194 amino acids)
Source: RefSeq, a predicted model, not a curated record